AUGUUUUUCUCCGGCUACCCCAGAAUAGUAGGCCUGUCCUAUUUCCCUAAUCUAACAAGGCUGACCCUUGUCAGGCAGAACAUCCAACAGCUUUCUGACCUGGAGAACUGUCUUCUCCUGAAAGAGUUGUGGGUGGCUGAGUGCUGCUUGACCAAAAUUGAUGGUUUGCAGAAAUGUGUAGCUCUGCAAAAGCUUUACCUCUAUUGCAAUAUGAUUUUAGCUAUUGAAAAUCUGGAGAAGUUAACAAAACUGGAGGUUGUUUGGCUUAAUGGGAACCAGAUUAAAGAAAUAGAGGGGCUGAACACACUGCAGAAGUUGAAGGAGCUCAAUCUUGCUGGGAAUUGCAUUAGUAAAAUUGGAAAUAGUCUGGAUCCCACCAGCAAAAUAGAAAAAUUAAAUCUGUCUGGUAACAGAGUAUCCUCCUUUAAGGAAAUUACCAAUUUGGCAAGACUACCUCAUUUAACAGACCUGUGUUUGAAUGACCCCCAAUAUGAACCGAACCCAGUCUGUCUUCUUUGCAAUUAUGCAACACAUGUGCUGUAUCAUAUUCCUCGGCUUCAGAGGCUUGAUACUUAUGAUGUAUCCCCUAAACAGAUCAAGGAGCUGGCUGAGACAACAGUGAUGAAAAAAGUGAUGUUCUACAACAUGCGUAUCAAGUGUGCUUACAGACGCCUCAACGAAGAGCUUGAAAAGCUGAAGGAAAGGAAGUGCAAGCUGCAGAAGUUGCCGGAGGAUCGCCUUAAGCAUUUCAGUUGUAGCAUCAAGCAUCUGGAACGUGAACUGGCAGAACUUAAGGCCUCCGGCAAAAUACACCCUCACAAAACUGUUUCGAGCCGAAGCUUCGAAUGUGAAAAAUCAGACGGAGAAGCUGAGAGUGCAGAUGAGACCCCAGAGGAGUCCAGUACUGAGCAGCGGUACCAGCAUAAAUUAGACUGCCUCAGAAGGAGGAUAAAAUUCUGGAAUAAGAAGCUAGAUGAGAUUGAAGCAAUUUAUCAAGUAGAAAUCAAGAAGAAGAAGAAAGACAACAAUCUGAUGGUGCAGUUUUUGCUUACUGAGCUGGAAACAGUGGGAAACAUACGCUUUGAAGAAGGCUCGCCGACUGAUGUCUGGUUCAAUUCCUGCUAUGAGUUAAUCCUAUCCCGAUUUUGUGCUUGGGACUUCAAACCGUACGGCAUCACAGGAGUGAAAGUGAACCAUGUCAUUAGAGUGCACAACAAGGUUUUGAGGCUGAAAUUUGAGGAAAAACUCCAAAGCUUUUUGGACAAAGAAGAUUUAAACGAGUCGAUAAACUACAAGAAGAUGCUGGACUAUCUUUUUUAUAUAUCUCCUCCAGAAGCAUCCUUGAAGAAAAAACAAUUGAUCCAAAUACUAGAAGAAGGCUUCCAGGAAACAGAAAAGGUACCUGGAGGCAAAGGAGCUGUUCAGCUCUCCAACAGCCUUAGCAUCUGUGAAUGCCCAAGAAUUGAAUAUUUGCAAAGACAAGCCAGAAGCAAAGGGGACUCAGAAGAGCCUUUCAGGCAUGGGAAACUAAUUAUUGCCAAAGUCUUCCUAGGACACAGCGCUCAAGCUGGUGAGAUGGAUCCGUUUAUCCAAAGCAACUAUCCUGAGGUCAAUUCCGUUUGCAGGCCACGCACAUGCUCCCUGAAUGCCUCUCAAGGGCCAGAUCAGCCAGAAAAGCCAAAGUCUUCAGAAGCCUGUUCUCCGCUGAAGUGCAAGAACUGCAGCUGCCGCCUGCGCCAGCGCGAGUGGUUUGUCUUCGACCACGAACUGGUUUUGCCGGAGUACGUUGCUGAGUUCGAGCUCAUCACACCGGUAAAGCAGGAAGCCCUCUUCUCCUCGCUCAGCAAUGUGAUUGGGGAGGAGGGGAGGAGAAACGCGGCAGGGUUUGUGCUGUCCCGCGACCUGCAACGUGACGACGAAGUUUUAAGCAUGGAGCCUACCAUCAAGCCCAAGCCCAAAAUCGUUUGCUUAGAUGAGAAAACGGUGCUCACGGUUGCAAAGGCCAACAUUUACAGUCAGAUAAUGGUUCUGAACCUGCACGGAAACAGGCUGAGCAAACUCCGGGACAUCUCCAGGCUCACUGGGCUUCGCAGGCUUAUCAUCAGCUUUAACGAAUUCACUUGUUUAGAUGAUGUGUACCACUUGCCGAAUUUGGAAUAUUUCGAUGCCAGCCAUAACCAUGUCAUCACCCUUGAGGGCAUUCGGGCACUAAACAAACUGAAGUAUUUGGACUUGAGCUGGAAUCAGCUGAAAAAGGUGGGGGAAGAAAUCAGCGUUUUACGGAAACAUACCCCAUCAGUGGUCAGUUUGGAUAUCAGACAUAACCCGUGGCAUAAGCCAGCCUGUGUGCGGUUAAGUGUAAUAGGCCAGCUGAAGGCUCUGACACACCUGGAUGGGAUUUUGAUCUCCGAGGAGGAGGCAACAGCCGCUCUUCAGUAUAUGGCAGACUCCAAAAUCACCCAGGUAUCUUUGGUAGAGCAUUCUCGGACAGACGAAGAGAAGCUGCGCGUACUUAGCAUCCUGCCUUAUGCCAAAAUCCUGAGCCAGAUUAGCAAGAACAGAGUGGAUGUAUUCCAAAUCAACUGGUUUUCCAGGAUCACCGUGUUAGACCUGGACGGGCAGCAUCUCUGCAAAAUCAACGGUUUGGAAAAACUGGAGAGUUUGAGGUGGGCAUCCUUUAGCAACAAUAACCUCACAAAAAUAGAAGGGCUGGACCACUGCCAUAAUCUGGAGGAGCUGACGCUAGAUGGAAACUGCAUCACAGCCCUCGAUGGAAUUUCAAGACUCUCCAAACUCAUGCGACUGAGCGCCAACAGCAAUCACCUCACCAGCUUGGAGAGAAAUGUUUUUGAUAACCUAACACACCUCCAUUAUCUCUCUCUUGAGAACAACCGGAUCACGUCGCUGGUGGGCUUGCAAAAAGCCUAUGCGCUCAUUGAACUCUACAUAAGCAACAACUAUGUGUCUUCUAACCAAGAAAUAUAUCAACUAAAGGGGCUAAACAACCUGGUCAUCCUGGACAUGUUUGGAAAUCUGAUUGUUUGGAAACAAGAAAACUACCGGUUGUUUGUCAUUUUCCAUAUCUCAUCUCUGAAAGCCUUGGAUGGUGUUGCCGUGGAAACAACUGAAGUUGAAAAUGCUAAAGAUUUGUUUGGUGGCAAACUUAAUGCUGAUAUGGUUGCAGAAAGACUGGGUCAUUCCAACUUCAGCAAAAUGCAAGAAUUAAACUGGACAGCCUCCAUGAUCAGAAUGGUGGAUCUCGUGCCGGUGGACCAUUUUACAAACAUCACCAGCGUGAACUUGCAGAACAAUAAUCUUACCUCUUUCAGUGGUUUGAUCUUUCUCCCUAAUAUCAAGGUUCUGUGCCUAAACUACAAUCACAUUGAGUCAAUCAUCCCCCGACAAAAGCCUUCAAGUCACUUAACCAACAGGCAGCUACUGUACCAGAAAGUGACAUCCAGCGGGUACGGGCAGCAAGGCGCUUCCAAAGGCAACAGGGAUGCGGGAUUCAGUGAAACUUUGCCUCCAAUAAUGGAGAGUCUAGAAGUUCUCCACUUGGGCUACAAUGGAAUUACGAAUUUGGCCUUGCUCCAGAUUAGCAGGCUAAAAAAUCUUAAGUUUCUCUUUUUGCAGGGCAAUGAGAUCAGCCAAAUCGAAGGUCUUGAUGGUCUGCAGCUUCUACAGGAAUUGGUGCUAGAUCACAACAGAGUGAAAACGAUCAACGAGAAUUCAUUUGCCAAACAGAGCUCCCUGGUGGCACUUCACCUGGAGGAAAAUCGGCUGCGAGAACUGAACAAUUUACAAAAUUUGGGGAAACUUCAGAAGCUUUUCCUUGGUCUCAAUCGCAUUCAGGAUUUGUCGGAACUUGAAAAGCUUGAUUGCCUUUCUUGCAUUAAAGAGCUCUCAAUAUAUGGAAAUCCUGUGUCCCGCAAGAUUUGCCACCGCCCACUUCUUAUAGUCCGCUUACCUAACCUUCAGGUGUUGGAUGGAGUAGCAGUCAGCCCGGAAGAGAGGGCAAGGGCUGAAGUCCAUUUGCUAGAACAGCAAGUCUUUCCUCCUGCUAACUCUCCAAUAGAUUCCGGAUUCCCUGGACUGCAGCCUACUUUACUGAAAUCAUGCGCCAUGAGGAUGGCCAACGUGAACUUGAUUGGUGGUGUGAAUCAUUUCUACGGGGCUGACUCUUUCUUUCCUCAUUCCACGGAUGAGCUGAUCGGAAGUGAAGCUAACAAAAACACCAGCGAUGAGGAGGGGACGUGA
Molecule: messenger RNA, 4257 nt
Organism: Varanus komodoensis (Komodo dragon)
Lineage: Eukaryota; Metazoa; Chordata; Lepidosauria; Squamata; Varanidae
Gene: LRRC9
Product: leucine rich repeat containing 9
Exons: 30
Coding region: 1-4257 (1418 amino acids)
Molecular function (GO): protein binding
Source: RefSeq, a predicted model, not a curated record